CUCCCGAGGGGCUCCUGGACAGUCUCCGACCCUGUGCUGGCCACUCUUCCUGAGGAAAUGGGAUGUACACAGGUGGAGCCCCCGGAGGCCCCUGCGGGCACGCACAGCCUGUUCCAGCUAACCGCGGCUGGCUCUGGGGGAUGCAUGUUUGAUUUUUGCUCCUGUUUAGGGUUUGAGGGUUUAUGGAGAUGAGAGACCUGCGAUGAAAGCGUCUCUGUUGGAGCUGCUGCAAUCUGUGAGGCCUUUCUCUACACCAGAGUGCGCGGCAGAACUUGGGUUACUCGGCUGGGGAGAAGCAGGCUGGCACCCGUGGGGCGAGCGGAGCCCACCGGUGCUGGGCCCGGACGGACCCUGGGGCGCACAGGCAGAGGGGGUGCGGGGGCUGCAGCCUGCUUGGGGGGGCCCUCCAGGUUUGGCGCGGAGGACAGAGCCCAGGCGGCGCCCGGCAGAGACCACCCGGCAGCCUGGCCAGACGUUCCGCCCCGGCCGGCCGCAGAACGCCAGCCCGGGCCGAGGUGGCCUGGGCGUGCCCGGCGCCUGGCCAGCGCGGGGGGCGGGGCCCCCGGCGCGGGACCUUUAAAUCGGGCGCCCCGCCGCCCCCAGCGCCCGAGCCACCAUGCCGCGCCCGCCGCUGCCCCGCCGCCUGCUGCUGCUCUGGCCGCUGCUGCUGCUGCCCGGGGCGCUGGCCAGCCCUGCCGUGGCCAGGCCGGGGACCCGCGGACCGGCCGGCAGCCCCGGGGGCCGCGGCACAGGCGUUUGCAAGAGCAGGCCCUUGGACCUGGUAUUCAUCAUCGACAGUUCCCGGAGUGUACGGCCCCUGGAGUUCACCAAGGUGAAAACCUUUGUCUCCCAGAUCAUUGACACUCUGGACAUCGGGGCGGCUGCCACGCGGGUGGCACUGGUGAACUAUGCCAGCACGGUGAAGAUUGAGUUCCAGCUCCAGACUUACGCAGACAAGCAGGCUCUGAAAAAGGCCGUAGCACGCAUCACGCCCUUGUCAACGGGCACCAUGUCGGGGCUGGCCAUCCAGACGGCGAUGGACGAAGCCUUCACAGUGCAGGCGGGGGCUCGGGGGCCCACGGCCAACAUCCCAAAGGUGGCCAUCAUCGUGACCGAUGGGAGGCCCCAGGACCAGGUGAGCGAGGUGGCGGCUCGAGCCCGGGCCUCUGGCAUUGAGCUCUAUGCUGUGGGCGUGGACCGGGCGGACAUGGAGUCCCUGAAGACCAUGGCCAGCGAGCCUCUGGGCGAGCACGUGUUCUAUGUGGAGACCUACGGCGUCAUCGAGAAGCUCUCCUCCAGGUUCCAGGAGACCUUUUGCGCUCUGGACCCGUGCCUGCUGGGCACGCACCAGUGCCAGCACGUGUGUGUCAGCGACGGCGACGGCCGGCACCACUGCGAGUGCAGCCAGGGGUACACGCUGAACAGCGACCAGAGGACGUGCGCAGCUGUGAACAAGUGUGCUCUGAACACGCACGGAUGCGAGCACCUUUGUGUGGACGAGGGAACCGGCUCUUACCACUGCGAGUGCUACGAAGGUCACACCCUGAAUGAGGACAAGAAAUCGUGCUCAGCUCAAGACAAAUGUGCUUCUGGGACCCAUGGCUGUCAGCACAUUUGUGUGAAGGACGGACCUGGGUCUCAUCACUGUGAGUGCUUCGAAGGGUACACGCUGAACGCAGAUAAGAAAACGUGCACAGUCCGGAACAAGUGUGCCCUGGGCACUCAUGGCUGCCAGCACAUUUGUGUGAGCGAUGGGGCUGCGUCCUACCACUGUGACUGUUUCCCUGGCUACAGUCUGAAUGAAGACAAGAAGACGUGUGCAGCUGUUGAAGAGGUCCGGAGACUUGUGUCUACCGAGGACGCUUGUGGGUGUGAAGCUUCCCUGGCCUUCCAGGACAAGGUCAGCUCCUAUUUCCAGAGACUCAACACCAAGCAUAUCCUUUCUGCAAGGGUUUCUGCUCUGCGUGGAGCAGAUUUAGGGAUGGCAGCUGAGCCAAGAAGUUUAGGGUAUUUUCCGGAAUGUGCCUUAUUUGUCGCUAUAAGAUGAGCAGAGCUAUGCAUGGCUUUCUAACACUUUCUUCCAGUUGUUUUAAAACAUGAGUUAAUAAACUGCUCCCAGCAUCUAAUAUUCACAUGUAAAAGCUACACAGUGAUUUCUUUCCCAGGUGCUUUUCUGUACCGGGGAUCGAACUCACAACCACACGCUUGCAAGGCAGGCACUUAUGCCACGAAGCUAAAUCCCCAGGCCCUCCUAAUUGGUUCUUAUAUAACAGUUGGAAUGAUGAUGCUGUGAUUCCUUAAGGUGGCUCUCAGUUCAGAGUAAGCCAGCUGAUGGCAGGGUGUGGCUCCUCAGGUUACACCUGGUACACUGACUGGCUAAGCAGUCAGAAAAUAGAUUUCAAAAUGUAAUGUGAACUCCAAAAUCAGUUCUUUAUGAACUAAAAAGCAGAGCUCAAGUGAACACCUGUACUCCUGUGGACCUUAGGGAGGGCAUAGAGACUGUGGUAGGUAUAACCCAGGCGUGUGCAGAUUUUAAUUUCCACGUUUCCUUUCAUCAUAACUUCAUAAAUGUUGCUUCCCUCACCUACCCCGCUAAGAGAGGUUUUCUCCUUAAGCUUUAGAUGAGCAAAAAAUAUUUGCUACAGUGGUCUAAUUCUAUCAUGCCCACUCAUAAAAUUUCUGAAUUUUAAGUCACACACUUGGCAAGCAAUAGCUUUGUUUUUUUAAUUUACAACAGGACAGGAUUCUUUUACCGUUAUGGAAGGCUCCAGAGGUGCAUUUAUGUUUCCGAUGUGUGUAAAUGGUGUUGGCCUUAACAAUGAGUCACUAGAUGACAUUUUGGAGAAGUUGCAAGUGCAUGAAUCUAGACAAAUACAUCGCUAAAUUGCUUACAGUUUUCACUCAGAAAUGUGGAGAACUCAGCGUAACAUUCAUUCUUUUGCACACUCGUAUUGCCAAUGUUUCUGCUAAUAAUUUGCCAUUGUAAAUGCUUGAAUAUUACUGGAUAAUAGUAUGAGGAUUUUGUGGAGAACCAGUAUUAAUUUUCUAAGGAAAUAAAGGUGCAAAUCCUUAAAAGCAAACUUUAGUUUCUUUCAGCUGUAACUGUGAAAUGGUUUGUAGGAAGUACAAUAGUAAGUUUAAUGUUUAUUGCUGGGCCUGGUGGCACACGCCUGUAAUCCCAGCACUUGGUAGGCUGAGGCAGUGUAAAUGUUCUUGUCAGCUUGGAUUAUGUAGUCAGUUAACCUGAACUACAAAAUAAGACUGUCUCAAAAUACCAAAGAACAACAAAAAUAAGGUUUCUUUCAUUACCUUCUAUUUGGGCCAUUUAAUUUUAAAUAUUCAUAUUAAGAGAAGAGAAUGGCAUUCACAUUGGAAACUUCAGAUCUACUUUCUCAAUAGUAUCUUAAAAUUAUGUCAGUUUUAUUACUGACAGUGCAAAUUGUACAAAGUAUUUACAUUUAGAAAGUAUUUACAUUUAGAAAGUUCAUAUAAUUGAGAGGAAAACAGAACUGGAAUACUUUUCAUUUUUUACUCACCUUUGCUGGUUAUUGAAGCUGUGAUCAACAGGCUGUGAUAUACAUGUCCAAUAAUACUUACAAAUGCAGAGAGCAGUAGAUGCCAUUUAAAACUGACUCUGGCCUCAGAAAUCCACAGAUGCACUAGGUGUGAAUUUAGUGUUGAACUUCUACCAAAGACAAAAACCCUACAUUUACUUUAUCAUUUUGAUUUAGGAUCUAAUCAGAAAAGUUAUAUAGUUUUAAAAUUGGUAGAAUAAAAAACAAAACUGAGUACUUACUGGUAGUAAUAAGCCUAAUUUUGCAUAUAUUUUGAUGCGUAUACUUUUCCCUAGCUCUACAGCUUAUAAACUUUUGAAACAGCAAUCUUUUAAAUUGUGUACUAGUCAGUUCUUUUUGGUACUGUCUUAAUAUAAUAAAAAGUUAUGUUUACA
Cavia porcellus (domestic guinea pig) is the source of this 3949-nucleotide messenger RNA. It is a transcript of the gene Matn3, whose product is annotated as matrilin 3. The transcript is spliced from 7 exons. The record is from RefSeq and is a predicted model, not a curated record. Gene Ontology annotation, molecular function: calcium ion binding. The coding region runs from base 617 to 2047 and encodes 476 amino acids. Lineage: Eukaryota; Metazoa; Chordata; Mammalia; Rodentia; Caviidae.